Messenger RNA from Manihot esculenta (cassava), 2547 nucleotides. RefSeq names its product two-component response regulator-like APRR9. The record is from RefSeq and is a predicted model, not a curated record. The transcript has 9 exons. Gene Ontology annotation, molecular function: protein binding. Gene Ontology annotation, biological process: phosphorelay signal transduction system; cytokinin-activated signaling pathway. Bases 194 to 2272 code for a protein of 692 amino acids. NCBI's taxonomy places the organism in Eukaryota, Viridiplantae, Streptophyta, Magnoliopsida, Malpighiales, Euphorbiaceae.
CGUCUUAACUCCCUAAAAAGUCUUCUCUCUCUCCGAUGCUUAGAUAUUUUUCGAGGUUUUCGCGGUUGUGAGAGAAAGUUGGAUUUCUAAUUAGAGGCGUUUCUGCUUUCUUACUCUGUUUCUUUCUCACUCUAAUUUCAGCGGGCUUUUCAGAUAUUUGUUUUUAACCCUCCAAGGAUGAGCGUGUUUGAGAAUGGGUGAGGUGGUUGUGAGCAGUGGAGGUGGGAUGCAGGUGGGGACGGAGGAGGAGGCAGAGAAGAAGAGAAAGAAGAAUCAAACAGAGAAUGAGGAUGGCUCAGCAGAGGUGGUCCUUUGGAAGAAGUUUCUUCCAGGAAUGGUGCUUAGAGUUCUACUGGUUGAGGCCGAUGAUUCCACGCGCCAGAUUAUCGCUGCACUUCUUCGGAAAUGCAGUUACAGAGUUGCUGCUGUUCCUGAUGGACUAAUGGCGUGGGAGACCUUAAAGGGUAGACCCCAUAACAUAGAUCUCAUAUUAACAGAAGUAGAGUUGCCUUCAAUAUCAGGAUAUGCGCUGCUUACUUUGGUCAUGGAGCAUGACAUCUGCAAAAACAUUCCUGUCAUAAUGAUGUCGUCACAUGAUUCAAUUAGCAUGGUUUUGAAGUGCAUGUUAAAAGGUGCGGCUGACUUUCUCAUUAAGCCUGUUAGGAGAAAUGAACUGAGGAACCUGUGGCAACAUGUUUGGAGAAGGCAGACACUAACAGCUGGACAUAUUUCUCAAAAUUCACCUGAUGCACAGCAUAAAAUUGAAGCCGCCUCUGAAAACAAUUCGACAAGUGAUCACUCAAGUGAUUGUGCAACUUCUUCACAUAAAAGAAAGGAAAGCAGCGAGAAAGGGUGUGAUGCCCAAGGUCUUUCACAGCUGAUGCACAGAAGGGACUCAAAUCUGAGCAAUAUGGAGAAAGAGAAGUACAAAGACUGUGUCAUAUUGGACAGAAGGGCAGUCAUCCCUGAGAGUAAAACUGGAGGUUGGUCAACCCAGUUGGGCUUGAUGAAUAUAUCUUGCAAUGAAGCUUACAAUCCAAAUGCUCAGAAACUGGGAGAGCAUGCUGCUUGUGCUAAGACAAUAAUUCAAGAUGAAAGUGUGAGACCAGAAAAUGAUAGGAAAAAUAUUAAUACCUCUCAGGGCCACAAUGAUGAACUUGUUGAAUCUUUUACCGGAGCUAUUGAUUUGAUUGGUUCUUUUGAUAGUGGCCCAAAGUGCAUAUAUGGACAGAGUAUAAAUGACAGCACAAACAAGUUUGAGUUCACUCCACAGCUGGAACUUUCUCUAAGAAGAUUUUUUCCCAACAGUUCAAAGAAUCAAGGGGUUGAGGAAAAGCAUUUGCUGAACCAUUCUAAUGCCUCAGCCUUUUCAUGGUAUAAUAGUAAGAUGUUGCAACCUCUUUUUCCAACAUCAACCAGUAAUUGUACGGAGUUCAAAGAAGAUGCUAGUAAGUCUUCAGAGCUUCCAUCCAAUCAACUCUCUCAAAAUAUUAGUGGUGUUUCUCAAAGGCAUGGGGGCAAUCUGAAUAGUAGUCAAGAAAUUAUGACCACUCUGGUCAUUGGUCAAUCUGGGAAAGCUGAACUAGCAUACUCAAAUCCUCAACAGCUGAUCCCUAUCCCUGGGGCAAGGCUUGGUGAACUCUGCACUGGGUAUGGCCAUAUGAAUCCUCCUGUAUACUAUAGACAAAAUGGUUUACCCCCCGCUUGGAAUACCAAACUAGCCAGCCAAAGAGAAGAGUCUCCAUUUAGUACCUCAAUUCAUUCAAAUCCUGAAAUUCUGGAUUUUGAACAGAACAAUAGACAAUCGGAUGAGACUACCAUCAAUUCCGUGGACCAAAACACGCAUCAUCAGAAUACUACUGAACUUGUGGAGGAACUGAGACACGGUUCACCAGCUGCUGGUCACAGUACUAGUAGUAGCAUGUGUAAUAGCAUUGCAGAUCACAACAACAGCAGUGCAUAUGGAAGCUUUUGCAGUAGAAAUGAUGGAAAUGCUACUGUGGUGGUGGCAUCUGAGAAGGCUAUGGUUCCGGAGAGCUUGAAUGAUGGAGGUCACUCUCUUCAUGAUAGAUUCAGAGGGAUGGACUCUCAUCGUUCCAGCCAAAGAGAAGCGGCUCUGAUAAAGUUCCGAUUGAAGCGGAAAGAUCGAUGCUAUGAGAAAAAGGUUCGAUACCAAAGCCGGAAAAGACUAGCAGAGCAGCGCCCUCGAGUAAAAGGGCAGUUUGUUCGUCAAGCACAAAAUGAUGCCCCAAUUGCUGAUGCUAAUAAUUGAUUAUAUUCAUCAUUGCUCAAGAUAUAUGUCGUCAAUCGGUUGCCUGAAUUGGAAAUGACCCAACCAGGAUGAAGUGUUUGCCAAAUACUUGUGUUGGUAGUAUCUAUUGGCUGCAUGGUGUAAUUUCUGGAAAUACCAAAAAAGGUAGUCUUGUAAUGGUCUAGUGAGGUUGUCGGAGUUCUCCAGAAAUAUGGAUAGUUUGUUUGACUGACUCUUGGUGUUUAGGAAGGUUUGAUGAUAUUUGAUAUUUUGCAUUGAUAAGUUUUCGAUUUUCA